Messenger RNA from Phytophthora sojae, 285 nucleotides. RefSeq lists its product as hypothetical. The transcript has a single exon. Lineage: Eukaryota; Oomycota; Peronosporomycetes; Peronosporales; Peronosporaceae. The record is from RefSeq and is a predicted model, not a curated record. The annotation marks the transcript as partial.
CUUCUGUCAAAAGAUGCUAAGAAGGUCUGUAAGAUGACGCGCGUGAGUGAAAUGUGGACUGCCUUCGAAAGAGAGAAGACAAAACGUGAUUUUGCCAACAGCAUCCGAGUUCGGGCAAAGUUGUUUGGAGCAAAAUAUACAAAAGGCACGAGCAUGGAUAAAUAUUUGGAGAGUCUCGAAGACUACCGACGCCAGCUUGAAAACAUGAAUUCGCCGAUUAGUGACGAUGAAAUGGCGAGAAUUAUCCUGACCAGUGUAGAAGGAACUCAUCGGAAUGUUAUCAGG